Toxotes jaculatrix (banded archerfish) is the source of this 2065-nucleotide messenger RNA. RefSeq names its product origin recognition complex, subunit 2 (gene orc2). The record is from RefSeq and is a predicted model, not a curated record. Bases 108 to 1832 code for a protein of 574 amino acids. Gene Ontology annotation, molecular function: DNA replication origin binding. Gene Ontology annotation, cellular component: nuclear origin of replication recognition complex; nucleus. Lineage: Eukaryota; Metazoa; Chordata; Actinopteri; Toxotidae. The transcript is spliced from 16 exons. Gene Ontology annotation, biological process: DNA replication.
ACUUCAGGAGGAUGGCGCGGAAAGUUGUCACACCGUCUCCCGGUGUAGAUCUCAGGUUGUGAGGGCUUUGUUUACAUUUUCCGUGGGCGAUACAGACAUUAUCGAUCAUGAGUGUGUUGGAGGUGAAGUUCAUCGGUGAUGGAGAUGUUCUGGAGCACAUCGUGGACAAACAGGAGGGUGUGCAGAGCCACGGUGGGUCUGUCCAGAAGAUGGUAACGUUUAAGAGUCCAGCCGGACGGAGGGCCAGAGAGGACGCAGAAGACGGAGGGGAUGAAAACGGAGCCUUUGAUGAGCAGAAUUAUAUCCAAGCUUUGGGAACAGACAAUACAGAAGAGGAUGAGGAGGGUAUGUCCAGAGUGGCUGGAUCCUCCAUUUUCACUUUUCAGAAGGUUAAACGAGGCCACAGCAUGGCCCAGACUGCAAGUGAGUUGGCACGGACCCCUGGGAAAAGCGUAACCUUCAGCAGCACCCCAAAUGUUGAACCCUCCACUCCCACCCGAACAGGCCGUCACCACAGAGGUGAAAGCAGGACUCCACAGAGGAGCAAGAAGGUCCAGUUUGUCUCAACAACACCCCACAGACUCAGGAAGAGAAUGACAACACCGAGCCUUCGGUCAGACAGCGACAGUGAGCUGUCGCCCUCAGACUCUGGGGAGGAGGAUGAAGAUGGGAUGGAGGAAGAGCAGAAAGUAAAGAAAGAGGAUAAGGAGAAUCUGAAGACUCCAAGAACACCCAGUAAAGGUUUAUCUGCAGCUCUCUACAAGACUCCUGCCAAGAAGAGCAAGAACACCUCUGAACCUGUCAACCAGCCCACUAUGGUUGAGGAGUACUUUGAGGCCCAUGGCAGUUCAAAAGUCUUGACAUCAGACCGCACCCUCGAGCGUUUACACACCCCUAAACUCGACAGGGAGACGUUGGUGCGGCUCUUAGAGGGAAAGCCGUCCUGCUACUCAAAAGAGAUCCAGCAGCUGCACAGCAAACACCGAAAGCACUUUAGCAAAUGGAUGUUACAGUUACAGUUGGGCUUCAGUGUGCUGGUCUACGGUUUGGGCAGCAAAAAGGCUCUGCUGGAGGACUUCCGUGUGUCUCACUUGGCUCAAGAAAUCCACCUGGUGGUUAAUGGAUUCUUCCCAUCCAUUACUCUUAAAUCAAUCUUAAAUGCUCUGACCUGUGAGGUUCUAGAGCACCAGGGAAGUUUCCGAACACCCUCAGACCAGAUCCAGUUCAUCACUCAGACCCUUAAAGACAGCCCAGAUCUUCAUGUGUACCUGAUCAUCCAUAAUAUCGAUGGACCAAUGCUGCGAGGAGAGAAGACCCAGAGUGCUCUGGGGCAGCUGGCAUCUCUCCCAAACCUGCACUUAGUGGCUUCUUUAGACCACAUCAACGCUCCACUGGUGUGGGACCAGUUUAAGCAGAGUCAGUUUAACUGGCUGUGGUGGGAGUGUGUGACGUUCCAGCACUACGCAGAGGAGACGUCGUAUGAAAACUCUCUCCUGGUGCAGCAGACAGGCGCGCUCGCUCUGUCCUCCCUCACACAUGUGCUCCGCAGCUUGACACCCAAUGCAAGAGGAAUCUUCAAGCUUCUGGUGAAAUUCCAGCUGGAAAACAAAGACAAUCCUUCAUAUACAGGAUUGUCCUUCCAAGAUUUCUACCAGCGUUGUCGAGAGGCGUUCUUGGUCAACUCUGACCUCACACUGAGGACUCAGCUGACUGAGUUCAGAGACCACAAACUGAUACGGACGCGCAAGGGUGCAGAUGGAGUGGAGUACCUGAUUGUUGCUGUGGACGCGAGCACAUUGAUGGAUUUCCUGGAGAACGAGGAGGGUGACUGAAAAGAGGACGCUUUAGACUUCUGUUGUCGCUGAUAUAAAGGCCCAGUUACACCUGAUAUGAGACAUGUGCCCGGCUUACAGGCUCUGCACAGUUUAAAUGAAUGGUUUAAAUCCAUUUACUGAUGAAAUGUAUUGAGUUGUCCUAAAUGCCCUUUAGGACACUGUGAUAUUCACACUGUCUGAAUGUAUGUAUGUUUUCUGCGAACAUCUGCGUAAGUAAAUUCAACAUUGAA